AUGGCUUUCUCCUCCCGCCGCGGCGGCGUCGGCGGAUGGGCCCAGUCCCUCCUCCCUUCAUCCAUCACCUCCAAACAACACUCAUCCAAACAGCCCCGUAAAUCCCGCAGACGCGCCGCUCUCAAGGACUUCGUCCUCACCAACUUCUUCACCAUCGGACUCUCCGUCUCCUUCUUCCUUUUCAUCCUCAUUGUCUUCAGCUUCGGCGUCCCUAAACCCCUCUUGUCAUCCCACUUCCGGAGAGGGGUUUCCCGGACCCGGAAGCCGUCUUACCGUAAGUCUCCGGCCAGCGACCCUGUUUCCGGGGCGGUGGUGGAUAUCACGACUAAAGGGUUGUAUGAUAAGAUCCAGUUCUUGGAUGAGGAUGGUGGGCCCUGGACUCAAGGUUGGAAGGUGGGUUACAGAGGAAACGAGUGGGAUGAUGAGAAAUUGAAGGUUUUUGUCGUUCCGCAUUCCCAUAAUGAUCCUGGUUGGUUGCUCACCGUUGAGGAAUACUAUAAUCGACAGUCUAAACAUAUCCUGGAUACCAUCGUUGACACCUUGUCCAAGGACAAUCGGCGUAAAUUUAUAUGGGAGGAGAUGUCUUAUUUGGAGAGAUGGUGGAGGGAUGCAUCGGACUCCAAGAGAGAGUCUUUCAUCAGUUUAGUGAAGAAUGGACAGUUAGAAAUCGUAGGAGGUGGUUGGGUGAUGAAUGACGAGGCAAAUUCACAUUUUUUUGCCAUUCUUGAACAGAUAACUGAGGGGAAUAUGUGGUUGAAUGAAACUGUGGGUGUUAUUCCCAAAAAUUCAUGGGCUAUAGAUCCUUUUGGUUAUUCACCAACUAUGGCAUAUCUUCUGCGUCGUAUGGGUUUUGAGAAUAUGCUUAUACAGAGGACUCACUAUGAAGUGAAGAAGGAACUGGCCCUGAAUAAAAAUUUGGAAUAUGUAUGGAGACAGAGCUGGGAUGCUAAUGAAGCAACUGACAUUUUUGUUCAUAUGAUGCCAUUCUAUUCUUAUGACGUUCCACAUACUUGCGGGCCAGAGCCAGCAGUUUGUUGUCAAUUUGACUUUGCUCGUAUGCGGGGGUUUGUUUAUGAACUUUGUCCAUGGGGAAAGCAUCCCGUUGAGACUAAUCAAGAAAAUGUCAAGGAGAGAGCAAACAUGCUGCUUGAUCAAUAUAGGAAAAAAUCAACACUGUAUCGAACAAACACAUUGCUUGUUCCUCUUGGUGACGAUUUUCGUUACAUCAGUAUUGAUGAAGCAGAAGCUCAAUUUAGGAACUAUCAGAUGCUUUUUGAUUAUAUAAAUUCUGAUCCUAGCUUGAAUGCCGAAGCAAAAUUUGGCACUCUUGAAGAUUACUUUCAGACUCUGCGCGAGGAGGCAGAGCGGGUUAAUUAUUCACGGCAUGAUGAGGUUGGAUCUGCUCAGAUUGGAGGUUUUCCAUCUUUAUCGGGUGAUUUCUUUACCUAUGCUGACAGGCGGCAAGAUUAUUGGAGUGGUUAUUAUGUUUCCCGGCCAUUCUUCAAGGCCGUUGAUCGUGUACUUGAACAUACGCUUCGUGGUGCAGAAAUAAUGAUGGCCUUUUUGCUGGGAUAUUGCCAGAGAGCUCAGUGUGAAAGGUUACCAACUGGAUUCUCCUAUAAGCUUACAGCUGCUCGAAGGAAUCUAGCUCUAUUCCAGCAUCAUGAUGGCGUAACUGGUACUGCCAAGGAUCAUGUGGUUCAAGACUAUGGGACACGGAUGCAUAUGGCUUUACAGGACCUCCAAAUUUUUAUGUCAAAGGCCAUAGAGGUAUUGCUUGGAAUCCGACAUGAGAAAGUUGAUCAGUUUCCUGCUCAAUUUGAGCCGGCCCAAGUACGGUCUAAGUAUGAUGCUCAACCAAUUCAUAAAGUAAUCACUGCUCAAGAAAAAACAGUUCAGACUGUUGUAAUUUUCAAUCCACUGGAGCGAACACGAGAUGAAAUUGUUAUGGUCGUUGUUCAGAGACCGGAUGUAACAGUUCUGGACUCAAAUUGGACAUGCGAGAAGAGCCAGAUUUCUCCUGAUUUGGACCAGAAUAGAAGCACUCUCUUCUCUGGAAGGCAUCGUCUUUACUGGAAAGCUUCUGUACCUGCAAUGGGAUUGCAAACAUAUUAUAUAGCUAAUGGUUUUGUGGGAUGCGAAAAGGCCAAACCAGCAACCAUACGCAUCUCUAGCUCUGAUCAACUACCCUGUCCUGCUCCCUAUGCUUGCUCAAAGGUGGAAGGUGACAGCAUUGAAAUCAGUAAUCAACAUAAGAAACUCACUUUCGGUGUCGACCAUGGUUUGUUGCAGAAAAUAACCCACCAGGAUGGUUCUCAAAAUGUUGUGAAUGAGGAGAUUAGUAUGUACUCCAGCAUUGAAAGUGGAGCGUACUUAUUCAAACCUAAUGGAGAUGCUGAACCCAUCAUCCAAGCUGGUGGGACAAUGGUAGUUUCCGAGGGCAAUAUGGUUCAUGAAGUGUACUCAUUUCCAAAAACAGCAUGGGAAAAAGGCCCAAUUUCCCACAGUACUCGCAUUUAUAAUGGUGAGAAGACCAUACAGGAACAUCUUAUUGAGAAGGAGUAUCAUGUUGAACUUCUUGGAACUGAUUUCAACGAUAGAGAGUUGAUAGUUAGGUACAACACUGAUAUUGAUAACAAACGCAUUUUCUUUUCCGACUUGAAUGGGUUCCAGAUGAGUCGUAGAGAAACAUAUGACAAGAUCCCCUCGCAGGGAAAUUACUAUCCAAUGCCAUCGCUUGCCUUUAUGCAAGGGUCAAAUGGAUUGCGCUUCUCUGUCCAUACACGUCAGUCACUAGGUGUGGCAAGCCUUAAGAAUGGACAUUUGGAGAUCAUGCUUGAUCGGCGCUUGACAAGAGAUGAUGGGCGUGGCCUUGGCCAAGGAGUGAUGGAUAACCGACCAACCAAUGUAAUGUUCCACAUCCUUCUGGAGGCCAAUAUAUCAGUACCUACCCAUCCUUUAUCAAACUCUCAUCCCUCGAGUCCCUCUCUUCUCUCCCAUUUGGUUGGUGCUCAUUUGAAUUAUCCUUUACAUAUAUUCAUUGCCAAGAAGUCCCAGGAGAUAUCUGUGCAGCCACCUCCUAGAUCUUUCUCUCCUUUGUCAGUGCCAUUGCCUUGUGACCUGCAUAUAGUCAGCUUUAAGGUUCCUCGCCCUUUAAAAUUUUUUCAGCAGCCAGUUGAAGAGAGCAGGUUUGUUUUGAUCUUGCAGAGACUACAUUGGGACUCAUCAUAUUGUCAUAAAGGCAGGUCAGAUUGCGCGAGCGUCGCCGAUGAGCCAGUGAAUUUGUUUGAGAUGUUUAAGGGGCUUUCAGUAUCAAAUGCACAAGCAACGUCGUUGAACCUCUUACAUGGUGACACUGAUAUGUUGGGUUACAGUGAGCAGUUUAUGGACGGGGCCCAAGAAGGGCAUGUCCUCAUAUCUCCCAUGGAAAUACAGGCUUACAAGCUUGCUAUUCGGCAUCAAGAGUGA
Oldenlandia corymbosa var. corymbosa is the source of this 3468-nucleotide messenger RNA. The record is from the annotation of a GenBank genome assembly. NCBI's taxonomy places the organism in Eukaryota, Viridiplantae, Streptophyta, Magnoliopsida, Gentianales, Rubiaceae.